UCUUUCUUCCUCUUCUCUCUCUCGCUCUCAUCCCCUUUUUUCCUCCUUCGUUCGUCGUUUCGCCUCGUCAUCGGAUCCGAAUCCGAUAAAUUUCGGCUAGAUCCGGUACGCUACCGACCGAUCCGAGUUCCGGCGACCACGGCGGGAGAUCGCCGCCAUGUCGUCCCUCAGCAGAGAGCUCGUGUUCCUCAUACUCCAGUUUUUGGAGGAGGAGAAGUUCAAGGAGACGGUCCACAAGUUGGAGCAAGAAUCGGGGUUUUUCUUCAACAUGAAGCACUUUGAGGAGUCGGUGCUCGGCGGAGAAUGGGAUGAGGUGGAAAAGUAUCUGUCGGGAUUCACCAAGGUUGAUGAUAAUCGGUACUCGAUGAAGAUUUUCUUCGAGAUCCGGAAGCAGAAGUAUCUCGAAGCCCUAGACAAGCGUGAUCGGUCCAAGGCCGUGGAGAUUCUUGUGAAGGACUUGAAAGUGUUCUCGACGUUUAACGAGGAUUUGUUCAAGGAGAUUACGCAGUUGCUUACUUUGGAGAAUUUUAGGGAAAAUGAGCAGCUUUCUAAGUAUGGAGAUACUAAGUCUGCCAGAGGUGUUAUGCUUACUGAGCUCAAGAAGUUAAUUGAGGCAAACCCAUUGUUUCGGGAGAAAUUGCAGUUUCCUGGUCUUAAGAACUCGAGAUUGCGAACUCUCAUCAAUCAAAGUUUGAAUUGGCAACAUCAGCUUUGCAAGAAUCCAAGGCCGAACCCGGACAUUAAGACCCUAUUCUUUGACCAUUCCUGUUCUCAACAAAAUGGUGGCAGGGUUCCUUCCCCUGCUCCUCCCAUGAUGAACGUGAUGGCAAAACCAGGAGGUUUUCCUCCACUGGGACCUCAUGGGCCAUUUCAGCCAGCAGCAGCUCCUAUACCAAACAGCCUUGCUGGCUGGAUAGCUAAUUCAUCCAAUGCUGCUCCCAUGCCCCAUCCAGCAGCCUCUGGUGCGGUCUCUGGUGCACCACUCGGAUUAGCUGUUCCUCCCAAUACUGCUGCUCUCUUGAAACGUCCUAUAACUCCGCCAAAUAGCAAUCCUGCUGCGGAUUAUCAUUCGGCAGAUUCUGAACAUGUGCUUAAAAGACCACGCCCUAUGGGUAUAUCCGACGAGGUCGGAAUGUCUGUUGCUCAUAUGCCUGUAGGGUACCAAAAUAUGGCAAGGAACCCAUACUCUACAGAGGAACUUCCAAAAAAUGUCGCUGUGGUUCUAAAUCAGGGUUCUUCUGUCAUGAGCAUGGAUUUUCACCCUUCUCAGCCCACCGUUCUUCUAGUUGGCACAAAUGUUGGUGAUAUUGCUGUAUGGGAGGUAUCUUGCAGAGAGAGGCUUGCCCAUAGAUCUUUUAAAGUUUGGGAACUUCCAGCAUGUUCAACAUCUCUUCAGUCUGCUCUUGUUAAGGAUCCUGCUGUAUCCGUUAACCGUGUACUAUGGAAUCCUGAUGGGAGUCAAUUUGGCGUUGCAUACUCCAAGCAUCUUGUGCAUUUGUAUAACUACAAUGGCCGUGAUGACCUUGUUCACCAUUUAGAGAUUGAUGCUCAUGCUGGUGGAGUAAAUGACAUUGCUUUCUCUCAACCAAACAACAAGUUCUGUGUUGUAACCUGUGGAGAUGAUAAGCUUAUUAAGGUUUGGGAUGCCAUUACUGGUGUGGUUCAGUAUACUUUUGAAGGUCAUGAGGCGCCUGUGUACUCCAUAUGCCCACACUCAAAGGAAAAUAUUCAGUUUAUCUUUUCAACUUCGCUUGAUGGGAAGAUAAAAGCAUGGCUGUAUGACAAUGGGGGUUCAAGGGUUGAUUAUACAGCACCAGGUCCUUGGUGUACUACUAUGGCUUAUAGUGCUGACGGAGCAAGGCUUUUCUCAUGCGGUACCAGUAAGGAUGGGGAUUCAUACAUUGUGGAAUGGAAUGAGAGUGAAGGUUCUGUAAAACGAACAUAUGUUGGUUUUCGGAAAAGAUCCCUGGGUGUGGUACAAUUUGACACUACAAAAAAUCGAUUUUUAGCCGCUGGAGAUGAGUUUAUGGUCAAAUUCUGGGACAUGGACAAUAUUAACCUCUUGACAACCACAGAUGCAGGGGGCGAAUUACCUGCCUCUCCCCGCAUUCGAUUCAACAAACUUGGUUCACUUUUAGCCGUAUCAACGGUUGAUAACUGUAUAAAGAUUUUGGCAAAUGCUGAUGGGUUUCAAAUGCUUCGUACUGUUGAAAGCCGGUAUGCUUCUAGAUCAAAUUCUGAGGCGAUCACCAAGACACCUGGUAUCACACCCUUGGGUACUGUCACUGCUAUGGCUGGAUCUAGUGCUGCACUUCCAGAUCGAAGUGCGCCCAUGGGAUCUAUUGUCGGAUUGCAGAAUGGUGACAAUCGAAGUCUUGGAGAUGUUAAACCUAGAAUCAUUGACGAGUCAAUGGAGAAAUCUAAGAUAUGGAAGUUGGCUGAAGUUAGUGAACCAUCCCAGUGUUGUUCAUUGAAACUUUCUGACAACUUGUUACCGGUGAAGGUUGCUAGGUUGAUUUAUACCAAUUCAGGAAAUGCAAUCUUGGCUUUGACAUGUAAUGCUGUUCACAAGCUAUGGAAAUGGCAGAAGACUGAUAGAAAUGCCACUGGCAAGGCAACUGCUCAGGUGGCACCCCAGCUAUGGCAGCCUACAAGUGGUAUACUUAUGACUAAUGAAAUUAGUGAUGCAAAUGCAGAAGAAACAGUCCAUUGCUUUGCACUAUCAAAGAAUGAUUCAUAUGUCAUGUCCGCAUCAGGCGGGAAGAUAUCCCUUUUCAAUAUGAUGACAUUUAAGACAAUGACAACCUUUAUGGCACCCCCUCCAGCAGCAACAUUUCUGGCUUUCCAUCCCCAGGAUAAUAAUGUUAUUGCUAUAGGCAUGGAUGAUUCUUCGAUUCAAAUUUAUAAUGUUCGAGUUGAUGAGGUUAAAAGCAAGCUUAAAGGACACCAGAAGAGUAUCACUGGCCUUGCCUUUUCCAAUGCCCUAAAUGUUCUUGUCUCAUCAGGGGCGGAUGCUCAGCUAUGCGUGUGGGGGACAGAUGGCUGGGAGAAACAAGCUAGCAAAUUUUUACAGAUUCCUCCUGGGCGAGUAGCAAGUUCUCAUUCAGAAACUAGAGUCCAGUUUCAUCAUGAUCAGAUUCAUUUCUUGGUUGUGCAUGAGACACAGCUUGGUAUAUAUGAAGCAUCUAAACUGGAAUGUUUAAAACAGUGGCUGCCACGAGAGGGAUCCGUCACACAUGCAGCAUAUUCAUGCGAUAGCCAAAUGAUAUAUACAAGUUUCACGGAUGGAAGUGUUGGUGUUUUUACUUCAGCACUAAAGUUGAGGUGUCGAAUCAGCCCCACAGCCUAUCUUAACUCCCAACCAAGCUCCAGUAUAUAUCCAGUUGUUGUCGCUGCACAUCCUUCAGAUCCAAAUCAAUUUGCAGUAGGACUAACCGAUGGAAGUGUCCAAGUACUCGAACCUUCAGAGUCAGAAGGAAAAUGGGGAACUAACCCUCCGCCAGAAAAUGGUGCAGGAGGAAACUCUAGCUCGUGCCAGCCAGCUGGAAAUCCUGCUUCUGAUCAACCUUCAAGGUGAUAACGUUGAAUGUCAACUUUGUCGAUGAUUUUAUGCUCUCAGGAUGCAGGGGACAAAGGUCUAACUCAUGGUAAGCCCUAGGAUCAAUGUGUGGAAAUAUUUAACAGCAUGCCAAAUGUUCUGACAAAUAGAAUAACUGACUUGCAAAUGGUAUGAGGUCCCUAAAUGUUAAAACACAGAUGUAGAGAAGAAGAUUAAUGGGGGAGAUUUGGGGUUUACAAGGGCUACGUUUGUUUCAGCUUUUGAUAUAGUUAUGUAGGGUUUGGUCACACUAUUUAAUGAUAUGGAUGAUUUUGUUCCCUGUUUCCCCCUCCUUUGUUAAUGGAAGGUGCAAAUUUUACGUUGUA
This is a messenger RNA of Asparagus officinalis (garden asparagus), 3924 nucleotides long. RefSeq names its product topless-related protein 1-like. Gene Ontology annotation, biological process: regulation of DNA-templated transcription. The record is from RefSeq and is a predicted model, not a curated record. The coding region runs from base 158 to 3577 and encodes 1139 amino acids. The transcript has 25 exons. Gene Ontology annotation, molecular function: protein binding. Lineage: Eukaryota; Viridiplantae; Streptophyta; Magnoliopsida; Asparagales; Asparagaceae.